AUGAACCUACGCCGGAAUGGUGUAGACCGGCUUCUUCUACGUGCCAGGACAACGGCGCAUCCACGAGGAUCUCUUCUACUAGCCAUAGCACGCUCGCACCGACAGGCGUCCGACAGCUCACGGGACCGCGACCCAGCUUCAGACUGGCCGAACCCCGUCUCCUCCUCGUCCAUCAUCGUCCGCUCCAAGUCCACCUUCGAGGCAUUCGCAUCAAAGCUGCCAGAACGCCAUGGGCGCAGCGAGCCCGACUGUGCCUCCCAGGACGUCUCGCGCUUCCUAGCCCACCUCAAGGGCACCACGUCGCGUACGCGGCGCGCGACACACGCGAUGUGGGCCUGGCGCAGUGGGUCGGCGAACCCGAACGGCGCCCGGUCGUGUGCGGACGACGGCGGCGAGGCGGGUGCGGGCGAGAGGCUCGAGCGCCUGCUGGAGCUCUCGGCGUGCGAGGACGUCGUGCUGGUCGUCUUUCGGUGGUAUGGCGGCGUGCAGCUCGGAUCGCAGAGGUGGAAGUGUAUCUCGCAGGUGGCCAAGGAGGCGCUGGAGGCUGGGCAGUUUCGCGGCGGCCAGCCUGCGGAGGGUGGGCCGAGGCGACGGUAG
This is a messenger RNA of Fomitopsis serialis, 597 nucleotides long. RefSeq lists its product as uncharacterized. The record is from RefSeq and is a predicted model, not a curated record. The transcript has a single exon. Gene Ontology annotation, biological process: regulation of translational initiation. Lineage: Eukaryota; Fungi; Basidiomycota; Agaricomycetes; Polyporales; Fomitopsidaceae. Gene Ontology annotation, cellular component: cytoplasm. Bases 1 to 597 code for a protein of 198 amino acids.